Anopheles merus is the source of this 978-nucleotide messenger RNA. RefSeq lists its product as uncharacterized. The transcript is spliced from 2 exons. The record is from RefSeq and is a predicted model, not a curated record. The coding region runs from base 63 to 590 and encodes 175 amino acids. NCBI's taxonomy places the organism in Eukaryota, Metazoa, Arthropoda, Insecta, Diptera, Culicidae.
AGGAAAGCCGCGGCGAAAUCAAAGCAAACGUCGGUUCUGCACGGGUAAACAAAACCUGCUCGAUGGAGCAAACAUCAAACGGCCGAGAUGCAUCCCCAUUAGAGAUUCCGUUUUGUGAACAUUACAAACCACUGAUUGUCGAGGAAAUUGUGCUUGCCGAUCAUCCUGCUCACCUUCAUUAUGGAAAAUGUUCGGUCAUUGGAACGCUUUCCUGUACCAACAACGUGCUUGGAUCGUUGAGCCUGCCUGACCUGCCGGGUGCGAUGCAGCUUCCCGACGGUGCCUGUAGUGUUGAACUUUGUCUAGACAAUUACAGUGGAAUCGUACCGCGAGGGAGUCAGGUCGAAGUGACCGGCAUUCUUAAACUACGCGAUAGAAGGACGGAAAUUACGACGGAUGCAGGUACGUUGCGGAACAUGUUGGAAGCGGCAGAUGGCAUCGUCUUUAAACAGCAGUAUGAACAUAUGAAAACAAACUGUAAGCCAUACAUUGAGGUAGAUUAUAUACGCACCAUAUCAAAUGCAAGGGAACUCAUUUCAUGCAAUCUCAAGUCUAGAAAGCUUAGCUUGUUAACCAAAAUGGAAAUGUAGCAACAAUCAAACAAUGGCAUCAUGUAUCGGUACAAGUAAAUUGCUUAAGGCGGAUAAUAUAGAACAGAUUGCACGUGAAAUGUUGUUUUCUUCGGAUGAUACCUUACAAAACACACAUCAAAGCUUAGACUAUUAAAUACCAAAAGAAAGGAUAUUCUAUUUCCCGUGCCUUAACUCUUAUGUUCACAAAUAUAAAUAUUAUAAAUAUCAAAGUUCAUAAGCUAUUAAUGUUGCAUUGAUCGUAUUUGUCCUUCAUUCCUAGAGACAUAAAAAAAUCACCUUGAGCGUAUCGUGAAAUAAAUUGUUCACAACCGUUAAUUAUAAUAUUGCUUUUUUAAGGUACUUCAAUUAAUUACUUCAAGUAAUAUUGUUUAAAUAGUUGUGGAAU